ACUGUGAGAAGAUGUCUCACCUUCUAUUUGUCUUACUUUCACUGCUUUCCUUCGCUACCCUUCUGGAAGCACAGUGGAAAUUGAGGGAGAAUGUAUAUGUCAUAGAAUCUGAGUGGAGUGAUGAUGCACCAGCCACAAGAGUAGAGCUCACCUGUAACACAACCAAUGAAGCCCUUCCUGUUUACUGGAAAAAGGACACAGAAGUGAAAGGAACUGGAAAGACACUGGUUGCUGAAGUUAAAGAGUUCCCAGAUGCUGGCAACUACACCUGUCUGACAGCUGACACCCAUGAAAUCAUCAGCUACAAUUUUUUCCUCAUAACUAAAAUAGACUCAGAUGGGCAAAUGAUGAGAUCAAUUCUGACAAGUUUUAAGGAACCAAAAAGAACAUUUUUAAAAUGUGAGGCAAAGAAUUACUCUGGAAUUUUCAUAUGUUCAUGGAUGACAGAAAAUGAGAGUCCAAAUGUGAAGUUCACAAUCAGAAGUCUCAAAGGCUCUCAAGAUGUAACCUGCAGCAGCCCUGUGGCUCACCAUGAUGACACAGUGAUUAAAUACACAGCCCAGUGUCAGAAAGAGAACUACUGCCCAUUUGCUGAAGAGCACCAGCCAACUGAGAUGUUCCUGGAGGUCAUCGAUGAGGUGGAAUAUGAGAACUAUACAAGCAGCUUCUUCAUCAGAGACAUCAUAAAACCUGACCCACCAAAAUGUCACUACGUGACUAAAAACGGAACAGUGACCUGGACAUAUCCAAAAACUUGGAGCACACCAAAGUCCUACUUCCCUUUGACUUUCAGGGUGAAAGUUGAAAGCACAAGGAGAGACAAAAUGAUGUCAGAGGAGGUUGAUGAGCAGCAUAUCCAGAUUCCAAGGAUUGGCCCAAAAGACAAGAUCUCUGUGCAGGCUCGGGAUCGCUACUACAGCUCAUCUUGGAGUGAGUGGUCUUCACUUUGCAGACACAAGUAAGAAAUUCUAGGAGUAUGCCUCUGUUCCUUAAGAAAGCAAGAAUGAGUGUGCGGAAGUAAAUAACUGGAAGAAAAUCUGCAUUUUGGAUUACUAAGAAACCGUGACAUUUUUUAUUGUAAUAGAUUAAUAUGAUGUUAAUUCUGGCAACUCUUUUAAACUGGAUUUGAGUAACUCUUCUAUUAUGCAUCAUGUUAUAUUAACAUAUUUUGUAGAAGUUUUUUUUGAUAUACUGCUGACAGCUGUUAUGGUAGUUUCU
This is a messenger RNA of Nothoprocta perdicaria, 1218 nucleotides long. RefSeq names its product interleukin 12B (gene IL12B). Gene Ontology annotation, biological process: cytokine-mediated signaling pathway; immunoglobulin mediated immune response. Lineage: Eukaryota; Metazoa; Chordata; Aves; Tinamiformes; Tinamidae. The transcript is spliced from 8 exons. The coding region runs from base 12 to 962 and encodes 316 amino acids. Gene Ontology annotation, cellular component: external side of plasma membrane. Gene Ontology annotation, molecular function: protein binding; cytokine receptor activity. The record is from RefSeq and is a predicted model, not a curated record.